UACACAGCCAUGAAGACAGCCUUUGUAUCUAGUCUAUUGAUACUUUGUCUGUCAAUGACAGAUAGUCAACCACCUGGAUUAGGGCAACCACCUGGAUUAGUGCCACCACCUGGAUUACCUUGUUUCAAUUUGAUGUUGGUGUUUGAUGUAUCGUGUGAAUGGGAUGACACAGCAUUUGUCAAUGCAGUUAACUUUUCUGUGGGAUUAAUCAAAAAAAUUAUGAGCGUGUCCCGACAUCCAGAAAAUGCUCCCUUGAAAGUUGGAGUUAUUGCAUUUGAUAAGAGAGUAAAGCUUUAUCUUGGCAUGGAACCAUAUGAAGCAUAUAUCGCUGGCCUUUAUAAACUCAUUAAACAAAUAAUGAGUACAAAGAGAAAAUGCAAAACAAAGACUGAUAUAGCAUUAAGAUCACUUUAUGAAAACCACAUGGAAAUUGAAUCAACAAAAGUUUGUGGAAAAAGGGCGAUGGCUGCUAUCCUGUUUACAGAUGGACUGACAGAUUCAAAAUCAGUCAAGAAUAUAGACAAUGUUUUGAAUGAUGUAGUUCUGUUUCACAUAGAUCUUUUCACUGUUCAGAUAAAUAUGAGUAGAAAAAAUGAAAAAGUUUUGCACUCCAUUAUCCCCAAGCUACAAAUAAGUAAUGCCAAGAGAUACUUUGAUAUAAAAGGCCCAGUUGCGAACAAGAAAUACAACUUCAGGGCAAAAAGAUUCUUUGAUAUAAGAAAUAAGUCAACUAUGGAAGACAUUGUAGCUGAAUUUAAAAGGGAACAGCCAUUUCCUCCAAAUAUGGUUUAUCACCUGGGCGCACCUGAUCUUGGGUUUGAAUCGGAACCUCACUGUUGGCCAUGGUUUGCUGCCAUCCAGAGAAGGGAUAAGUUUCAUCCAAUGGGCUGGGUGAACUUUUGUGGUGGAAGUUUACUUAAUGAUGGCUGGGUUCUAACAGCAGCUCAUUGCUUUAAAAGGAAAAAAGAAGAAGACUUGAGAAUUGUAUUGGGCAAACAUGAUCUCACUAAAAUUGAGGAGGGGGAAGCUGCUUAUAAUAUAAGUAUGAUAAAAGCACAUGGCAGAAAUGACAUUGCCUUGGUAAAGCUUGAUGGUAUCCCCGAUAUUAAAUUCAGAAGAAUCAAACCAGCCAAACUACCUGACAGAAAGGCGAAAAAAGCAUUAUUGGAUUAUGUGAACAACCAUGGCAGAUUCAGUGUUAUAGGAUUCGGAGUCAUAACAAAAUCAACAUGGGGCAGACAAUCUGAAGUUCUGAGGGAAAUAUCACUGAAAUCCCAACCACUUGAUCAAUGCAAGAAAACCUAUGAUGACAAGGACACAAGACGUCUUUUUAGUGUGAGAGAAAGGGUAACUGCAGAUACAAUUUGUGCUGGAGGAUUACGCUUUGAUGCUUGCAAGGGUGAUUCUGGUGGCCCAUUAAUGUCUAACAUGACAGGUGAAUGGUUGGUUUAUGGUCUGGUGAGGUCUGGACCUCCUGAAU
Owenia fusiformis is the source of this 1480-nucleotide messenger RNA. The record is from the annotation of a GenBank genome assembly. NCBI's taxonomy places the organism in Eukaryota, Metazoa, Annelida, Polychaeta, Sabellida, Oweniidae.